CACGAGCUCACAAAGUCAUGCAGUCGCGUAUGCUCAUAGCCAAACGCGCCCGGAACACGCUGGGAUGCAGCGUCCGUGGUAUGCGCACGUCUGCUUCUGCACAUGGCGAAAAGCCUGUGAUGAAUAGGUACAGCCGGACUGUCACCCAGACAAAGGACCAAGGUGCCAGCCAGGCUAUGCUGUAUGCAACGGAAGGAAUCAAAGAUGACCAGGACUUCCAGAAGGCUAUGGUUGGUGUAGCUAGUGUUUGGUAUGAGGGCAACCCAUGCAACCGUCACCUUCUCGGGCUCGGUCAGGAAAUCAAGAAGUCCAUUUAUGAUGCUGACAUGAUUGGGUACCAGUUUGGUACGGUCGGCGUCAGCGACGGAAUCAGCAUGGGCACUCGCGGAAUGUCAUACUCUUUGCAAUCUCGUGAUCUCAUAGCAGACCAGGUUGAGACUGCUGCUGGCGGUCACUGGCUUGAUGGUAUGGUCACCGUUCCAGGAUGCGACAAGAACAUGCCUGGUGUCCUCAUGGCACUUGGUCGUCUCAACCGACCAGGUCUCAUGGUCUACGGUGGUACCAUCCGCCCCGGGUCAUGCGGAGGCAACGACUCGAUUGACAUUGUCAGCGCCUUCCAGUCUUACGGGAAGUUCCUCCAGGACGGGCGGACUGCAGAGGCUGAAGCAGAGCGGUACGCUACAGUCCGCCAUGCAUGCCCUGGUCCUGGUGCUUGCGGAGGAAUGUACACCGCAAACACGAUGGCGAGCGCAGCCGAAGCCCUUGGUAUGACACUCCCCGGCUCCUCUUCUAACCCUGCAGAAUCUCAAGAAAAGCACGAUGAGUGCAAGGCUGUUGGUCCCGCUAUGCGUAACAUGCUCGAGAAGAACAUCCUUCCUCGUGAUAUCAUGACCAAGGAGGCGUUCGAGAACGCCAUGCGGCUCGUCAUGAUUCUCGGAGGAUCAACAAACGCCGUCCUCCACUUGAUUGCCAUCGCACACUCUGUUGGCGUCGAACUCACCAUUGACGACUUUGCUCGUGUUUCUGAGGCAACACCGUUCCUCGCUGACAUUAAGCCAAGCGGCAAGUACGUGAUGGAGGACAUCUUCAAAAUUGGCGGUACCCCCAAGGUGCUGCAUUUCCUCAUGAAGAACAACAUUAUCACCGGUGAUACUCUGACUGUCACUGGUGCCACCCUCGGCGAGAAUCUCGACCGCUGGGUGCAUAAGUAUGGCGAGCUCUCACCUACUCAAGAUGUCAUUCGCCCGUUGGACAAGCCUAUCAAGGAGACCGGCCACAUCCGGAUUCUCAAGGGUAACCUCGCCCCCGGAGGUGCAGUUGCGAAGAUCACGGGCAAAGAAGGGUUGGGUUUCACCGGCAAGGCGCGGACGUUUGACUCCGAGGAAGAGUUCGUCAAGGCAGUCGAGACCGGCAGCAUAAAGAAGGGCGAGAAGACGGUCGUUGUGCUGCGAUACCUCGGGCCCAAGGGUGGACCAGGCAUGCCUGAGAUGCUCAAGCCCACGAGUCUGAUUAUGGGAGCCGGCCUGGGUCAUGACGUCGCGUGUCUUACUGACGGCCGCUUCAGCGGAGGCUCUCAUGGUUUCUGCAUCGGCCAUGUUGUACCUGAAGCUCAGGUUGGUGGCCCCAUCGCCCUCGUCCAGGACGGAGAUACCAUUUCCGUCGAUGCUGUCAAGAACACUAUCGAAGUAUAUGUCUCGGAGCAGGAGAUGGAGAGUCGCCGUAAGACGUGGCGGGCCCCACCUCUAAAGGUUCAGCAAGGCACGCUUUACAAAUAUAUCAAGACCGUGCUCGACGCCAGCCACGGAUGCGUCACUGAUGCAUGAUGCUUGAUUUGUUAUCGCCCGCUAACCCCGGUGUGCACACCACGCAUUUGUUUACGUGUCGGCUAAUAAAAGUACAAUACAUCGUACAGUACGCAUGCAAAACACAAAGAGC
Molecule: messenger RNA, 1935 nt
Organism: Coniophora puteana RWD-64-598 SS2
Lineage: Eukaryota; Fungi; Basidiomycota; Agaricomycetes; Boletales; Coniophoraceae
Product: dihydroxy-acid and 6-phosphogluconate dehydratase
Exons: 10
Coding region: 18-1823 (601 amino acids)
Biological process (GO): branched-chain amino acid biosynthetic process
Cellular component (GO): mitochondrion
Molecular function (GO): dihydroxy-acid dehydratase activity
Source: RefSeq, a predicted model, not a curated record